Molecule: messenger RNA, 2607 nt
Organism: Sipha flava (yellow sugarcane aphid)
Lineage: Eukaryota; Metazoa; Arthropoda; Insecta; Hemiptera; Aphididae
Product: galactosylgalactosylxylosylprotein 3-beta-glucuronosyltransferase S-like
Exons: 9
Coding region: 833-2269 (478 amino acids)
Biological process (GO): chondroitin sulfate proteoglycan biosynthetic process; carbohydrate metabolic process
Cellular component (GO): Golgi membrane
Molecular function (GO): galactosylgalactosylxylosylprotein 3-beta-glucuronosyltransferase activity
Source: RefSeq, a predicted model, not a curated record
GGUUUAUUGUGCACGCGCGCACGGUCCGUCGAUUCAGUACCGAAGCGGCGCGCGGAGACGACGACCGGUUCUCUCUGUCGAAGAUACGCGUCCGCGCCGUUGUGUCGUACCGUUUUAAAAUAUUGUUGUUCGUUAUCGGUUUCGGGCGCGUUGUUGUUGUUGUGCGAAUAACACGUUGCGACCGAAAAAUCGGUUCGUUGUAAUUAGCGUUUUCCCAUUGUGUUACGAUUUCAGUUACUUUCCCGGUGCUAUCAAACGCGCACGCGAAUUUCCGCCGACCGAACGGACCUACAGAAAAGGUCUCGAAAUUCGGUCCAACCAGAUUAAGCGUAAAAGCGAAUUUCGUCCGGAUGAAAACCAGUUCAGUUAGUCUUGGCGAUGACGGUGGCGGCGGCUUCGCAUCAAUAGCAUUCACAAAUAUGUAUAGAUUACAUCACCUUAAACUGUGCGGGAACGAGAUGAAACAGAAAAAAUAAAUAAUGGAAAUAUCCAACUGCAUCGAAAUUCCAUUUCCGGUACGAUGACGCCGCUGCGUUUCGUCUCCAUUGCGCUCCACCAGUAGCGUGUAAAACGAACAAAGUCCGAAACACCACCGUAACCGCUGCCGAUUACUACGUGUAUUACCUUCGGAAGUAUAUUACGGAUAUUCAAUCACGGUGAAGAACACCGGUCGAGCGUCCGCCAGUCAUGUCACGGUCGCGUCACCGCAACGGCCGUCGUCACCAUCGCCAUCGCUCGGUAGCCCACCCCGAUCACGUGAGCUCCGGACACCGCCGCCGUUCGUCACGAUCGGUAUCCAGACCGUCGUCACCGGGGCGCCGAUGAAGACGACAUGACCGGCGGUCGGUACAGCUGCAGCAGUUUCAUCAUCGUCGACGGCGGCUGCAGCGGCGGCAACAACACCGGCAGCACCGGCAACGGCGACAGCGGCGGCGUGAGCAGUCGCAAGCUACAACCGUUGUCGUCGUCGCCGGCGACGGGACGAUGUAACAACAACAGGAACCGACGACCGUCCACGACGACCGCCGCUGCUUUCGUGCACAUGAAGAAGACGUGGAAGAACGUUGCGGCGAUGCUGUUCGCCGUGGCCUUCGUCACCACGGCCACCGCGACGUUUUACUUCAACUACGCGGCGACCACGGCCACCGCGUGCUGCGUCGUCGGCCAGCCGUCAACGUCGCGCCGCGAGUCGUCCAACUUCGCGGCGGCCGCGGACGACGAGCCCGGCCGCGGCAAGUUCGGAUUGUCCGUGGUACGCGCGUCCAAGCUGUACACCGUUUGCGAAACACGUGGCUACCACCGCCGUGACGACCUGGUCACGUUCGCAGGUCGCAGACGUCUACAAACAAGCGACAGCACGACCGGCGGUUCGCCCGGAGAGAACGACGAGAGCCGUGACAGUGGCCCGCGCAACAGUGACGAAGCCAACGAAACCGCUCUGAUAUACUUCAUCACGCCCACCUAUCCGCGACGUGAGCAAAUUGCCGAGCUCACGCGACUGGGCCAGACGCUCAUGCACGUGCCGCGUCUACACUGGAUAGUGGCUGACGAUCGACCCGAUUGCAGUCCACAAAUAAUGAAUUUAUUACCCGAUUUUAGCAUUCCUUACACGUACAUCGCCAGCCCUAUGCCGACGAUUUACAGACGCGACCCCAACGCAAUGCCCCGCGGGGUAUCCAACCGCCGAGCUGCACUGAAUUGGAUAAGACUGAACCACGAUGUUAACGACUCGGACGCGGUCAUCUACUUCGGCGACGACGACAAUACUUUCCACCUGGACCUGUUCAAAGAAAUACGGUCCACGAAGAAAAUAUCAAUGUUUCCCGUCGGUUUGAUCGGCGAAUACGGUGUCAGUUCGCCGAUCAUUAACAAUGGCAAAGUGAUCGGUUUUUUCGACAGCUGGCCGGCUAAAAGAAAAUUUCCAGUCGACAUGGCUGGGUUUGCUAUUAACGUUCAAUUAUUAUUCAAAUAUCCAUAUGCUACUAUGCCGUACAAAGUGGGCUUUGAAGAAGACCGUUUUCUGUCGGCCCUCGCCAUUCAACUAGACGAGAUCGAACCAAAAGCGGAAAACUGUACCAGGAUUUUGGUUUGGCACACUCAAACAGUAAAAAAACCCAAGCCAGUUGUCAUGAUCAAAUCUAAAACUACGUUGCCAGGUUCACUUGCCACUCUACUCAAUCAAGUUACAAUGUUAGGUAUAGGCGAAGUAAGCGAAACUACAGGUGUUCGCAGUUAUAUGACAAAAAACGGUAUUACUAUCAGGGUUUAGUACCCUUAUAUAUUUAUUUUUAAUAUUUGUACUGUUGUAUUUACUAAAAGAUAGUAAUGUGUAAUGUAGAUCACAUUUUAGUGCCCUAUAGCUUAUUAGAUUUUUUUCUUUUUAUUGUUAUGUUUAAUAUUUUUGUUGUUGUUGAAGUCAUUAUAUUAUAAAAGUUAUUUUUGUUUUCUCUUUUUAUGUAUGCUUACAUGUUAAUUAUUAUAUUAACAUUAAAUAAUGUGUAAUGUGCAUAGAACAAGAAAACACUACGACUUUUUUUCUUGUAAUUGUGUGUAUUGAUUUUUAAGUUAUAAGUUUCAUAAUGAAUCAAUUUAAUAAUUAGUGUUUUA